Messenger RNA from Chara braunii, 5458 nucleotides. The record is from the annotation of a GenBank genome assembly. NCBI's taxonomy places the organism in Eukaryota, Viridiplantae, Streptophyta, Charophyceae, Charales, Characeae.
CCUGAGGAUGUCUCUUUCGGUCCAGUUAUCAGCAUGUUUGCAGUGUACCGAAAGUUUGACACAUAUUCAUUUGUUUGUCAUUGCUGUACGUUUUGGGCUGUUGCUUUUUGUCCUGGGGGCUGCAGAACCAAUGCGCUGGAAAAUGAAUCUCCAUCGCCAUCUCCAUCUCCAUCUCUGUCCGCGAGUGACAGGAAGGACGUUAUCACGAUGGUAGAAUCUUCGAACAGCGGGUUUGUGGAGGCAGCACGCAAUGCUGUACGGACCCUGGGUAUUGUAAACCUAGCGAUAAUCACCUUGAGAAUCCGCAUUCAAUCAGAAGUGUUUGCGAUCAUGCAGGCUGCACGUAGUGGGAGCGUGUCACCUGAUCUAUGCGGCAAGACUUCUUUGGGAGGCAGCGCUGCAGAAAGCCGAGAUGGUGUGGGCGCAGGUGCUGUUGAUGGGGCUGGGAGAAAGAGGAGUGGGAUUGCAUUGGUAAAGCUGAUGACAGAACGGCCUGGUUCACCUACGCAGGUGAUUGGCUGCGUUCAACAGUCUGAAGAGGGUAGAGUGCAGCCCAGUAGCGACACUGGAGGUCUGAUGAUGGGCUCAAAAGGAACGGGAGAUGAUGUCGAUCACGGUACACUUGGGAGCAGCAGCAAAGAGAUCUGGGAAAGAGGGGAACAUCAUGCAGUGAGUUUGAUGAUAUCAAAUGAAGCCUUGGUGGAAUUGCGAGACGUAAUAAAGCAGAGACAUUUGGAUUUCUUAGAGCUGAAGCAGCUGCAUGGAAGUUUAAGGGACGGCCUCGCAAAGAUUCUUACAGCAAAAAUGGAGAGCGGGGAGCUCUCACACCCUCGUGGAGCCAAAGAGCGGAAGUCAGAGUUCGAAGCGAUUGAUGAAGAGUGGCGAACGUGCGUUAAGGAGAAAUGGCAUGCCCUUGAGGAGUUGGGAAACCAGCUCUGUAGUAUCAGUGCAGAUAUCUGUAAAUACUCAAAUUUUGAGAUGAGUGAUUGCGACGUGAAACUGGUGGUGGAUGAGCUUCAGAAGCUCGUCCAGGAUGAGAAAGAAGCGAUUGCUGCCAUACUUGAGGAGAGGGGGACUGCGUGUUGUUGGCAAUCGCACAGUGGUGUUUUGGCCGGAGGCAGCUUGCGGGAGGAGGAGAAGGACUUUGGUCCUAUGGAGAUGUCAAAACAGGAACCAAAAGAGCACAGGUCUGCUGAAGAAGGGUUGACUAUUGUUCCCCUAUCUGGCCAUCUUGUCUAUUCCUUAGUCAAACAUCUGCAUAGACAUUUGACUUCUUUGGAAUCGCUUGUCUUGAAGAGUCAUAAAGUCUCCCAAAGGCAGCUUGACUGUCUCUAUGAGAGGGAGGAAGCUGUUCAGCAGCAGUGGGAACAAGCAGUAACCUGGAGAAAGGCGAGAAACUUGGAGGAAGACAUUGCAAAGCAGAUGGAACACCUGCGACGAGAAAAAGGUGAGACGGAGACGUUGGUGGCUGAGCAGAAGAUGGAAGUCCUGAGGUUGGCCUCCAUGCUGGAGACGGCAAGGGAGGAGCUGGGAAGACGGCAAUUAGAACUAGAUGAGCUGGAGAAGAGGAUUAGUGAAUCUCAAGAUGUCCUUACACAAUGCAGGAUAGAAAGUGAGGAGAAGAGCUUGAAGAAGGUAGAACUGGAAUUGGAGAUUGAGAAGAGGCAGGCGGAGGCAGACAGUUUUCUCAGCAGAAGUGAGAGGUUGGAGGCAGAGCUUCACUUGCUGGAGGAACAUGUGGGGAGGUAUGCUGCAGACAGCGAGCGUGCUAGAAUGGAGAAAGCAGAACUUGAUCGGUUGAAGCUGAGCUUGGCAUCGGAAAUCGCGGAAUUGAUGGAGAAGAGAGAUACUCUGGUAUCGGAGUUGCGGCACCUGGAAAACGCUGUGGGCGAGGCUGCUGACAUGCUGAAAGCAGAAGAGCAGGCUCUUGCACAAAGGGCUGGCCACUUGCGCGAAAUGGAGGAACGUUGUGCCGAAAUGGGAGCAAUGAUGGACAAGAAGGAGCAGUUGAUUCAUGAAGUUGCAUCUUUGAAGAGGGAACUUGAGGAAUUGGCACAGAGAAGAUGGGAGGAGGGUGAGGCGGCUGUGACUUGUGAAAGCGAUAGGCUCCAUCAGCUAGAGGAAGACUGGAAGUCUCUGAAGUCUGGCAUUGAAAAUGACUGGGGGACAUUCGACCUGCUCAAAUGCAAUGCAAAGAUGGCUGUGGACGUAAUGAAGUCAGAAUGGUCAGGCUGUGUCGGAAAGGUUAUGAAAAUUUUGGAGUGGGAGGUCGUCAAUCUCGAUCAGACGCACAACAGGGAAAGUCUUGACAACGACUCUAUGGACAAGGUCGAACUGGGUGAAGGGUUGAGGGAACAGAUAGAAGAACUCCGUCGGGUGUUUGUCGCCAUGCACCUACAGCUGCUGAAACAUCGCAGGCAAUGCAAGGAGCAAGAGAGGGCGUUGAGGGUGGCGCAGGCAGGUUUGGAGUCUGCGGAGGGCAAGAGAGAAGAGGUAGAGAAGGAGCUGGCUUUGGCCGAGGCAAAACUCCAUUCGGUGGAGGACGAAGUGGAAGGGCUGGAGGAAAAAAAAGAGGUCUUACUGAUGGAAUUGACAUCAGCAGAGGACAAAUUGAGCAGUCUUGCUGAGGAAAUCGAAGCGGCGAAAAGAAAUAUCAACGGGUCAAGGAUAGAGUGCAUGGAAAUGGAGGGGGAGAAAGAGCGGUUGAGCAAGGAAGCACGCGCUUUGGAAGAACUGCUGAUGAAAAAGGAAGAGAGUCUGAGACGUUCAGAAGCAAGGGUGGGGGAUCUGAGGCGAGCUAUGGAUAAUCUCAGAGAAGAGAUGGACAAAAUGACCACGGAGAAAGAGGAGACAAUUGAAGAUCUGAAGCGUGCCGAGGGUGAUUUGGGGAGGAAGAGGGAAGACGUUGCCAUGAUGGAGGCAAGAGCAGCUUUUCUGAGCGAACAAAUCCGAACAUCCGAGGGAUUGGCUGAGGGCCUGCGGAGAGAGAUAAGAGCCCUCGAGAGCAGGGAGGAGGAGACAAGUACAAGAGUGAAGGCGGUUGAACUGGAAUUGUCAGUCGUGUCCGGAAAGUUAUCAGAAGCGAGGUCGGUGUUAAGAGAGACAGAAGAAAACUUGACGAGACGGCGAGAGGAGCUGGAAGUGCUGGAGCCUCAGAUGCGGCAACGGGAGGGGGAGAAGAUGUUGACAGAGGUACAGUCACAGAUCGGGCUUGCCAUGGAGAUGAGGGAGAGAUUGAAGGCUGAAUUGGAGGCUGCAGAGUUAGAAGUCGACAGUCUGCUGAGAGAGAAGGCAGAGAUGGAACGGGAACUGAAACAGGUGAAAGAGGCGCUGGGCGCAGAAAGAAAUGUCUUGGCAGAGGCUCAAGGACAAGCGCGGCGGCAGGUUCGUGAAAAUGGGCAUGUGGAAAGCAAGCUUCUCGAGGCAGACGUGGAGAUGACAAAGUUGGCGAAGGAGCGCACGGCUCUCGAAAAUAUACGGUCACAGCUGGAGGAAAGGUUUGUGACCCUGCUGAGGAGGGAGAAGCAACUUCGAUCCCUAGAACUCGCAAUCAGCUGGGACUGGGGCAGCGCAUCACAGAUUGGGAUCCCUAAUAAGCGAGGAGUCCCUCCCCAGCGAGAUACUCACAAUGACGACGAGAAUGUUGCAGCAGAGGAGGGCGAACGUAGCCCAGGAGGUGGAGGUAAUCAGCACCAUGUUGUGUGCCAGUCGCAUCCAUACACCUGUGCUGCAAACUCGAAAGGUGAGAAAAUUGCAAUUUCUGGGUUUGAAGGGGAUGGACGUAGUGAGCUUGGAAAAAGCAGCAGAGGCCCUCCAAAAGGUGAUGGGCUUACAAGCACAGAAGAAGCGCAGGCAGAAAGGGAUGCAGCCUUGGUGAAUGAAUUGGUUGCAGAGCUUAGAGAAGUGGUUAAGGAGUGGAAAGGGGCUACGCAGGCGGCGGAGAGGGAGAUGGAGGAGCUGAAGGAGUUCAAAGUCGGACUGAUCGAGGAAGUGGCGGAAAUGCGGAACGAAUGCUUGAGAUGGAUUGCGCAUGCUAGGGAGAGGCUAAGGGAGCUGCGGAAGUUGGUCAAUGCGAGGCAAGCGUCGGGAGCUGAGGACACAAGGACGAGAAAAGAGCUGAAGAGGGUGAAGACAGAGUUGAUUGAGUUGAAGAAAGCUUGGGAGAAACAAGUGGUUUGGAACAAGGAGAUGACAGACAAAGGAAAGAAGUACCAGGACGAGGCUGAGCGCUACGAGAGGCUUGCAGAGCUGAGGAGGAAAGAGGCCGAGCGGCUGAGGAGUGAGGUUGAGAAGCAGGAAGGAAGGGUCCACAGGGCUAGGCAGACAAUUGCUGCGAUUAGGAAAGAGUUGAUGAUGGUGAAAGAGAUGAAAGCAAGCUUUUAUACCGAACAAGAAGGGACUAGGGACAUGCAUUCCCACAGAGAGGUGGGAGACGCUAAUGGGUGUGCUGCUUCAAGGAAUGGAGUUUUCAAAGGGAAAGCAGGAUUUUUGUGGUCAGAGUUGGAGGCGCAUGGAAGAGCAGCGGCUGUUGGGAGAGGGAGAGGUGGUGAUGCGAAUGGGGUCCUUGGACUGGGAAGCCCCUACGCCGUUGGAUCCUCGGGAAGAGAUCCUGAGCUCGCGGCAAAUAUGGAGGAACAGAGUUCUGGUGGUCCUAAGGAUGAAUCUGGAAACCACCAGAAUCUGUUGCGGCAACAUGAACAUGCAAAUGGAAAGAUGGAAGUGAGAAUGAGAGGAAGAGGCGCCGAAGAGAAGGUUGAAGUGGGAAAUCGAGCGGUCGGCGACGAGCGUGAAAAUGCUGAUAGAAAGCUGCAGCAGGUUCAGGCAGAAAUUGGUAAGGUCAUUUUCCAGCUUAAAGAUUUGCAGGAUAAGUUAAUGACAACAGUGGAAUGGAGGAACCACGCACUGGAGUGGGGAGCGGGGGGUGAAGAAGCGGCGACGGGAAUGCGGAGUGAGGAAGCAAUGAUGGGAGCAGAAGGUGAUGAUGAUCUUGCCAGGCAGAUGAUGAAGAGACAUGAAUAUCGCCAUCCCAAUGAGCUGCACGCCCAGCAUCUCGACAGGGAGAUCGGUAAUGGUGGUCUCGCAACAAAUGGGGGUGAGAGUAGGCCUCCUGCGUCGUCUACAACCAUGCUGGGUGGUUUGGAGAAAGAGAGUGCCGCCGCAGUAAUGGCACUGUCAACUGUGCUGGAUGGCAUGAAGCAGGCACAUUUGCAGGUCAUAGCUGCCAGAGGAAUCAUGCAGGGACGGGAUCGAUGUACCCUCGGUAACUAUGGACACGGCGGAAGGCAAAGAGAUGAGUUGACAGUGCAGGUUCAAGGCUGAUGAGGAGGAUAAGAGGCCUGAGGCGUUAUCCAAGUGACCAAUAGGUCCAAUACCCUAUUUGAGCCUUAAGAUUUCCUAAGUCCUGUCGACAGAACAGCAGGACACAUGUCGACGAUUCAAGAGCUAAGGUACGACACUC